AUGGCGGGGGCUGCAGCGGCCCUGCUGCUGGCCCUGAGCGGGCACUUGGUGAGCUUGGUGCCGGCCGCCAGCAGGCGCGUGGGAGCUGGGGCCAGUCGUAGGGAGCGCCCUGGACUUGCUGACCUCCACAGUUCCCGGCAGCAGGUGCCUGCCCACUCCUCAGCCCGGACUAGGGCCCCACAGGAGCAGUGGCGCUCCCUGCAGGAAACCCUGAGCAGGCUGGAGGGUGAGGUGGUGCAGCUCAGAGAGCAGAACAAGGGCCUGCAGGCGAGGGUGAGGCAGCUGGAGGCCUGUGAAUGCCGCCCUCAGGCUUCUCCCCAGUGCUGGGCGUUGGGGCGCAGCUGGCCUGAGGAUGCUCGCUGGGAGCCUGACCCCUGCACAGCCUGUGUCUGCCAGGAUGGCGCCGCACGCUGUGACCCCCAGCUCCACCUGCCCCAGUGCCGUGGCUGCAGCCAUGGCGGUCGGGCCUACGGCGACGGGGAGACCUUCUCCCCAGAUGCCUGUACGACCUGCUGCUGCCUGGCGGGGACCGUGCACUGCCAGCAGACCUCCUGCCCGGAGCUCAACUGCCUGGAGAGCUACACUCCACCUGGCGAGUGCUGUCCUGUCUGCCGGCCAGGCUGUGAGUAUGAGGGCCAGCUUUACGAGGAAGGGGCCAAAUUCCAGUCCAGCUCCAACCCUUGUCUCCGGUGCUCCUGCCUGGGGAGUCUGGUUCGCUGUGUGCCCAUGACGUGCCUGCCCAGCCCCUGCCCUGAGCCAGUCGUGAGGCCUGGGCACUGCUGUCCAAGCUGCCAAGCCCCCACCCCAGGUUGCACAGAGGACGGCAAGUUCCGGGAACAUGGCCAGGAGUGGACGGUGCCCGGGGACCCCUGCCGUAUCUGCCGCUGCCUGGAGGGCCACAUCCAGUGCCACCAGCAAGAAUGUGCCAGCCUGUGCCCCUACCCUGCACGGCCUGUCCCAGGCACCUGCUGCCCCGUGUGUGACGGCUGCUUCUUGAAUGGGCGUGAACACCGCAGCGGGGAGCCGGUGGGCUCUGGGGACCCCUGCAUGCAGUGUCACUGUGUUAAUGGAAGCGUCCAGUGUGAGCCCCUGCCUUGUCCGCCAGUGCCCUGUAUGCACCCAGGCAGGACGCCCAAGCAGUGCUGCCCGGCCUGUGACGACUGCGAGUACCAGGGACACCAGUACCGGAGCCAGGAGACCUUCACAGUCCGGGAGAAUGACCGCUGCUUCCGCUGCACCUGCCAGGCUGGCGAAGUGUCCUGUGAGGAGAAGUGCCCAGUGGCUUCCUGUGCCCUGCCUGCUUCCGGCCCCCAGCUCUGUCCAGCUACAGUCUGCGUGCUCCAUGGAGAGGAAUUUGCCGACGGGGUCCAGUGGGAGCCCGACGGCCAACCAUGCACUGCCUGCUCCUGCCAAGAUGGGGUGCCCGUGUGUGGGGCUGUGCCCUGCCCUCAGGCCUUCUGCCAGCAUCCCACCCAACUCCCUGGCACCUGCUGCCCUAGAUGCAAUGGCUGCACCUACCACGGUGUCGUGUAUGCCAACGGGCAGAACUUCACCGAUGCAGACAGCCCCUGCCACACCUGCCGCUGCGAGGAGGGGACUGUCAGGUGCUCCUUGGUCACCUGCCCUCCCAUGACCUGUGCCAGGCCCCAGCAUGGACCCGGCCAGUGCUGCCCCAGAUGCCCAGACUGCAUCUUGGAGCAACAGGUGUUUGUGGAUGGUGAGGCCUUCUCUCACCCUGGAGACCCUUGCCAGGAAUGCAGGUGCCAGGAGGGCCAUGUGCACUGCAGGCCUCGCGCCUGCCCCAGAGCCCUGUGCCCGCACCCUCUACCUGGUAGCUGCUGCCGGACGGACUGCAGUGGCUGUGCCUUCGGAGGCAAGGAGUACCCCGAUGGGGCGGACUUCCCCCACCCCUCGGACCCCUGCCGCCUUUGCCGCUGCCGGAGUGGCACCGUGCAGUGCCUGGCCCGCCACUGCCCUCCACUGGCCUGCCAGGAGCCCGUCCUGGUCCCCGGAGAGUGCUGCCCACAGUGCCCAGCUGCGCCCACCGUCUGCCCGCAGUCAGGGGACCACCCUUGCCACCAGUGUGUCUGCCGCGACAGAGCCGUGUCCUGCCGUCCGCUGCCCUGUCCGCCCGCGCCCUGCGCGCACCCCAGGCCGGGCCGCUGUUGCCCCUCCUGUGAUGGCUGCCUGUUCCAAGGGAAGCAGCUUGCCAGCGGAGAGCGCUUCCCCUCACCCACUGACGCCUGCCAGGUCUGCUUGUGUUGGGAAGGCAGCGUGAGCUGCGAACCCAAGGCCUGUGCUGCUGCCCAGUGCCCCUUUCCUGUCCGCGACGGCUGCUGCCCAGCCUGUGAUGGCUGUGAGUAUCUGGGAGAGUCCUACCUGAGCCACCAGGAGUUCCCGGACCCCCGAGAGCCCUGCGACCUGUGUACCUGCCUUGGGGGCUUUGUGACCUGCAGCCGUCGGCCCUGCGAGCCCCUGGCCUGCAGCCACCCGCUCACCCCACCUGGGCACUGCUGCCCCACCUGUCAGGGCUGCCACUAUCAUGGUGUCACUGUUGCCCUGGGAGAGACCUUACCCAACCCGCUUGACCCCACCUGCUCCUUCUGCACUUGCCAGGAAGGUUCAAUGCACUGCCAGAAGCAGCCGUGUCCCCCAGCUCUCUGCCCCCACCCUGUUCCAGGACCCUGUUCCUGCCCAGUUUGCCACAGCUGCCUCUCGCAGGGCCGAGAGUACCAGGAUGGAGAGGAAUUUGAGGGGCCGGCAGGCAGCUGUGAACAAUGCCACUGUCAGGCUGGCCAGGUCACCUGCAGGCGGCGGCAGUGCCCAUCCCUGCCCUGCCAGCAGCACGUCACGGAGCUGGGGAGCUGCUGCCCUCGCUGUAGAGGCUGCUUGGUGGAGGGCGAGGAGCACCCCGAAGGCAGCAGCUGGGUGCCCCCCGACAGCCCCUGCUCCUCCUGCACCUGUCAUGAAGGCGUCGCGACCUGCAGCCGAGUGCAGUGUGUUGUCAGCGCCUGUCCCCAGCAGGACCAGGAGGACUGCUGUCCUCGCUGCCUUGACUGUGAGCACCAGGGCCGGAAGUAUGAGCCUGGACAGAGCUUCCAGCCUGGGGCGGACCCCUGUGAAGUGUGUACCUGUGAGCCACAGCCCGAGGGGCCCUCCAGCCUCCGCUGCCACAGGCAACAGUGUCCCAGCCUGGUAGGCUGCCCCCCCAGCCAGCUGCUGCCCCCUGGGCCCCAGGACUGCUGCCCAACCUGUGCCCAGGCACUGAGUAACUGCACAGAAAGCCUGCAGGGCUCCGAGGUGGCCCCACCAGACCCCUGCUACACCUGCCGCUGCCAGGACCUGACAUGGCUCUGUGUCCGCCGGGCCUGUCCUGAGCUCAGCUGUCCCCUGCUGCAGCGCCACACCCCCCCGGGGGACUGCUGUCCUGUGUGCCGGGAAUGUGUGGUGGAGGCCGGGGGCCGGAGAGUGGCUGAUGGAGAGAGCUGGCGGGACCCCAGCAACGCCUGUGUCACCUGCACCUGUCGGCGAGGCCACGUGGACUGUCGCCCAGAGACGUGCCAGACAGUCUCCUGUCCCGACGGCUGGGCCCGGGUGCUGGAGGCCGGCAGCUGCUGUGAGCAAUGCCAAGUGCCGGCUGUGGGCUGUGUGCACCAGGGCCUCCCGGUGGCCUCCGGGCAGCGCUGGAGUGUCGAUGCCUGCACCAGCUGCUCCUGCGAGUCAGGUGCCGUGCGCUGCCAGAGCCAGCGCUGCCAGGCACUGUCGUGUGGCCCCGACGAGGCCCCAGCCCUGAGUCCCGGCAGCUGCUGUCCCCGUUGCCUGCCCCGGCCUGCUUCCUGCAUGGCUUUUGGUGACCCGCACUACCGCACCUUCGACGGCCGUCUGCUGCACUUCCAGGGAGGCUGCAGCUACGUGCUGGCCAAGGACUGCGGUGGAGGCGACUUCAGCGUGCACGUGACCAAUGACGCCCGGGGCCGGAGCGGCGUGGCUUGGACGCAGGAGGUGGAAGUGCUGCUGGGGCACACUGCGCCCUCCGUGAGGCUGCUGCAGGGUGGAGUGGUCAAGGUAGACGGGCGAGUCGUGGCCUUGCCCUUCCUGCAGGAGCCAAUGCUAUACGUGGAGCUGCGGGGUCGCACCGUGAUCUUGCACGCCCAGCCUGGACUCAAGGUGCUGUGGGAUGGGAAGUCCCAGGUGGAGGUGAGCGUGCCCGGCUCCUACCGGGGCAGGACGUGUGGGCUGUGUGGGAACUUCAAUGGCUUUGCUCAGGAUGACCUACAGGGUCCUGGGGAACUGCCUCUCCCCACGGAGGCUGCCUUUGGAAACAGCUGGAAGGUCCCCGAUGGGCCCAGGCCUGUCCAGCCCUGUUCCGCAGGCCAGGAAGUGGAUCCGUGCUGGGCGGCAGGUUACUGGGCCAGGCGUGAGGCCAACGCCCGGUGUAGGGUGCUGAAGGCGCCCCCAUUCAGCCGCUGCCACGCUGUGGUGGCCCCAGACCCCUUCUUUGCCGCUUGCGUGUACGACCUAUGUGCCUGUGGUCCUGGUUCUUCAGGCGACGCCUGUCUCUGUGACGCCCUGGAAGCUUAUGCCAGCCAAUGCCGCCAGGCUGGGGUAACGCCGCCUGCCUGGCGGGGCCCGGCGCUUUGCGCGGUGGGCUGUGCCCUGGAUCGGGGCUUCGUGUUUGAUGAAUGUGGCCCGCCCUGUCCCCGCACCUGCUUCAACCAGCAUGUCCCCCUGGGGGAGCUGGCCGCACACUGCGUGAGGCCCUGCGUCCCUGGCUGCCAGUGCCCUGCAGGGCUAGUGGAGCAUGAGGCGCACUGCAUCCCACCUGAGGCCUGCCCCCCGGUGCUGCUCUUCGGGGCCGCUCCCUCCUCAGCAGGAGCCUGAGCCGGGGCCCCUCUGAGUGAGUGGGCAUGCCGGAGCCUGGCACAGGUCCUGCUGGGCUGAGUGUGAAGCAGUGAAGCCUGGGCCUGCCCGGUGCCAGGCGCCCGCCGGGCUGCUCGGAUGUGAGGCUGAGGGGUGCUGUCCCUCAGUCACAGGCUCACGCCUGGGCUGCUUCCCCUGGCCUCUCCCUGGUGCUGUAUGGGAAACCCACCACAGGCAGGAGGCAGGCCACCCGAGGCCCUGCCUGGUGCUCAGCCUGUGCAUUGGGCACACCCCACAUCCUCCAGGCCUCGGGACCUUCUGUGGAUCCAUGGAGGGACUCGGGAGGGCCCAGUCCACCCUUGACUUCCCGGUUCCUCUUGGUACAGUGGUACCCAAUGCUCAGGCUCCUCCUGGAUCAUUCUAAGAGCAAGGGACAUGGCUACCUCAAGGCCUGGCUGGAGAGAGAAAAUAAACAAUGAUGAAAAAAAGGUGUGCCCACGUGCACA
Molecule: messenger RNA, 5366 nt
Organism: Ochotona princeps (American pika)
Lineage: Eukaryota; Metazoa; Chordata; Mammalia; Lagomorpha; Ochotonidae
Gene: KCP
Product: kielin cysteine rich BMP regulator
Exons: 40
Coding region: 1-4881 (1626 amino acids)
Molecular function (GO): protein binding
Source: RefSeq, a predicted model, not a curated record